Lethenteron reissneri (Far Eastern brook lamprey) is the source of this 1003-nucleotide messenger RNA. RefSeq lists its product as uncharacterized. Lineage: Eukaryota; Metazoa; Chordata; Hyperoartia; Petromyzontiformes; Petromyzontidae. The record is from RefSeq and is a predicted model, not a curated record.
GUCCAUUGGUCGCACGAGGAGUAAAACUGAGUGGAGAAGCCAUGGCCACUACUCGAGAUGUUCUGUACCUCCUCACCCUACUGCUGCUCACCAUCGUUUGUUCCAUCACAGCUCAGGAUGAUCAACCGAGUGAUGAAGAAAUCAAACGCAAGUGCGGGUUUUCUCUCAAAGAAAUCCACGAUUGCAAGUACGCGAAGUGCCUCAAUGCCAGUAUCAUCUGCACUGCCAAGAAAACCGAACAGACGGCUGACGACAUCUCAAACUGUCAGAUGGAACAGUGUAUGCUUACCCGAAAGGAGUGUGAAUCACCACUCAACAAGUACCUCAGUAAAGAAGAACAGUGCGAGGGCGACCACUUCACCGACACCGACUCGAAGUGCCUCAUCAACUCGCGUGGCUCCAUGGAGGCACUGACAACAUGCAAGCACAAUGGCUACCUGGUGGAUAAGCGGGUGUGCUUUGAGAGCGAAUGGAAGCGCCGGAUCGAAGCUCACGCCUUAAAUGAGCUGAACGAACACGCAAUCACCAAGGAGGCCGAGCAGUGUGCCUACAACACGUGCUUCCAGAGAGUGGAGGACUGCCUGAGCUCCCACCACUCGGAGAUUGCAAAGAACCCCGGUUCCAAGAGAAAGUUCAGAAUCAAGCAAUGCGCCUACAUAGCGGUCGACUACCCGCACGAGUGUGAGCAGAUUAAAUCCAUCUCUGGCUGUGUGGACUCGCUGCAGAAAUGCAUCAAAGAUCACCCAGCACCAACACCUGUCCCCAUUGGCAUCAUUGUUGGAGCUGUAGUCGGGGUGCUUGUGGUGGCCGGAGUAGGGGUGGCGUUGUUAUACAUGCGGCAUAAGAAGACCGGUCCCUUCCGGCGUCCGGGAAAUCCAAUCGCAUAGAGAAAUUACCGACACAGCAACAACCAGCUCUCCCCACUCUCCUUUCACUUUCUCCACCCACUCUCCCCUCACUCUCGCCCCCCUCACUCUCUCCCCCCAACCUCUCCCCUCACUCU